Salarias fasciatus (jewelled blenny) is the source of this 1488-nucleotide messenger RNA. It is a transcript of the gene snapc1b, whose product is annotated as small nuclear RNA activating complex, polypeptide 1b. Lineage: Eukaryota; Metazoa; Chordata; Actinopteri; Blenniiformes; Blenniidae. Gene Ontology annotation, cellular component: snRNA-activating protein complex. Gene Ontology annotation, molecular function: sequence-specific DNA binding. The record is from RefSeq and is a predicted model, not a curated record. Bases 194 to 1240 code for a protein of 348 amino acids. The transcript has 11 exons. Gene Ontology annotation, biological process: snRNA transcription by RNA polymerase II; snRNA transcription by RNA polymerase III.
CUCUGCGAGUUUCACUCUUUAAGAUCGCAAACUGUCCUGGAAGCUCCGAGAUGUCCCUCUGAUGUGGGGUUUAGUCCGGAUUUAACAGACAGGUUAACUGUAACCCAGGAGCAGCUCCACGUCAGCCGGGGAUUGUUUACUUCCGGACCACGUCUCUGACGCAACAAAAAUCCUUCUGUUUUAAAAGCCGUGGAUGGAGGACCUCCAGGCCCAGGCGAAGGCGGACUGUGAGGAGCUGCUGAGGCGUUUCCAGGAGACUCAGUCUGUUCGCUACGAGAUUUUCAGCAAAAUCUGGAGGGAGAUGAAGUUCUCGGACAUCUUCAGCGGCAUCACCGCCCGUCACGAAAAGCGAGCGUUCAGCCGUACGAUUCUGGAUUCGGCCUACCCCUUCUUCCUGCCCCCGUUCAGCUUCCAGAUCCGAGUGGGCGGCCUGUACCUGCUGUUCGGCCUGUACCAGACCCAGAGGGUCUCGCCUCCGGAGCAGGUCCGCUUGGCGCUGAAGGACUGGGACGAGGUGAAGAAGCUGGAGAAGGACGCCGUGGACGCGCAGCACUACGAUGUCGUCUACGUCCUCCGGAAGCUGGAGGCCUGCGGCGCCUUCAGCUACACCGCCAUGCCCCAGCUGCUUGCAUUCCGGAAGAAGAGGAAGGCCGAGCCGUUAAGUUCAAGUUUGCGUGAGGAGUUCAUGGAGCGAACGUCUCGUCCUCAGGAGCUGAUCAACAUCGAGCUGCUGGAGGAGUUGUCCAACGUUCACAAGCUGUACGAUAAUUUGAAGAAGUCGGUGUUUUCUCCAGCCUUGCGGGCCGGCGGGGCUCCGGGGGCUCCGGGGGAUCGGGGGGAUCGGGGUGUAGACCUGGUCCGAGCAGACCUGGUCCCUCAGCUCCGCGGCACCGUGUUGGAUUUCUACAAGUGGCAGCUGACGCAGGACAGGUCUCUGAAAGAUGAAGACAGCGGUGAAGGAACGUCUUCGUCUCAGCAGUCCUCCAGAAGAGCCGAGCUUCUGGCCGCCAUCAAAUCCAAGGCGUACGGAGAAGCAGCCGAGGCCACUAAGUCCCGGCGCCACCGUCAGGUAGAGCUGGACACCAAGAGUCCAGAGUCCAGACCGUCCUCUUCCUCCCGGAAACCGUCACUCAAAGCCAGAACCAGGGAGAGUCUCCACAGGCCGGGAAGCGUCUGGGCAGAAGAUUCCUCCACGACUCACAUCAGCCGCCUGACUUCACUCCAGCCUGAAAAACACUGAAGAACCGGGCAGAACAUCGUCUGGCUUCUCAUUCCACUUUAUUUUAAUGCGAUCCUGUGAAUGUUUUAAAGAUGUUAACUUAGAUUUUAAAUUUUAUUGUUCAUUCUGUGAAUAUGACGUCUUGCUCUGACUGAAUUCAUGUAAAUAUCAGUGAAGGAAGCAUUUUUUUAAAUCUACCUCCUGUUUGUUCUGCAGCUGUUCCAGCUGCUGUGUCUGAAGAUUUAAUGUAGUUUUCUAUAAAAACUCAU